GGGUCUUUUUGUGAAACGGGUAGGGAAAAAACUUAAGCGACAUAUAAGUCGUAGCUGGGUUUUAAGUUAGUCAAUGGCAUAAAAAUAAAAUGUAUAAAAUAAAUACUAUUGUCUUAUCCUCGUUCGUAAGAGGGGCAUGUCAGCAGCUUCUCGAGCCUUUAUCCGGAAAAACAACAGGAGGAAAUGUCUUGCGCACACUAUACUUAAGUUCUGUCCGAUUACAAGAAACUGAAGCUCAAUCGCAAGAACAUACAUCGACUGCAACUUCUUCAAAAAGCACCAAAGAGUUCAGUUUUUAUCCUCCCUUUCCAGGCCAGGACAGUGGUUUGAGAUGGGGUGGCAAAAAGUUUGAAGAAUUACCAAUAGUUCACAUAAAAGCCACCUAUAACAACACUCACAUCCAGGUGACGGACAGUGAGGGUCAGUCCAUGGCCAGAAACUCGUGUGGGACAGAGGGCUUCCGUAAUAUUAAAAAGUCUACUCCUAUUGCAGCCCAGACCACUGGCAUCUCGGCUGCUGCGAAGGCACAGGCGAAGGGGGUGACGUUUGUGCGCGUCCUUGUGAAAGGACUUGGUCCAGGGCGCUUGUCUGCAAUUAAAGGGUUAACCAUGGGAGGACUAGAGAUUGUGUCCAUCACUGAUAACACGCCGGUUCCACACAAUGGCUGUCGGCCUCGUAAAGCUCGGAGGAUGUAAACCCCAGUAAUCCAGUCCGUCUGUGCCGAAAGCAUCAACAGCUGAGCCUGCAGUCUGAGCGGAGGAGCUGAACACAUUGCUCAUUUCCUUUGCACAGUAUGACGUAUCACACUUCAUGUAACUAUAAGGGGUACAUUGUUAGAUUUUUUUUGUGGCUUCUUUGUUGUUGUUUUUUUUUUCUUCUUUUUUUGUAACAUAUUAAACCAAUGAAAUUAAAGAGUUAACUUUGUCG
Molecule: messenger RNA, 927 nt
Organism: Clarias gariepinus (North African catfish)
Lineage: Eukaryota; Metazoa; Chordata; Actinopteri; Siluriformes; Clariidae
Gene: mrps11
Product: mitochondrial ribosomal protein S11
Exons: 6
Coding region: 90-695 (201 amino acids)
Biological process (GO): translation; ribosomal small subunit assembly; maturation of SSU-rRNA from tricistronic rRNA transcript (SSU-rRNA, 5.8S rRNA, LSU-rRNA)
Cellular component (GO): mitochondrial small ribosomal subunit; ribosome
Molecular function (GO): mRNA 5'-UTR binding; small ribosomal subunit rRNA binding; structural constituent of ribosome
Source: RefSeq, a predicted model, not a curated record